Molecule: messenger RNA, 1385 nt
Organism: Scomber japonicus (chub mackerel)
Lineage: Eukaryota; Metazoa; Chordata; Actinopteri; Scombriformes; Scombridae
Product: tripartite motif-containing protein 14-like
Exons: 5
Coding region: 1-966 (321 amino acids)
Molecular function (GO): protein binding
Source: RefSeq, a predicted model, not a curated record
AUGAUUUUAGGGAAGAUCAGUCAGAAUGAUCUAGUGGAGCGUUUGUCCCACCUCCCAGAACCUAAAGUUCUGCAGACCAUGAAGAGCAGUAAGAUUGGAGAACUGCCCAGGACCCUGACUGAGAUGUACCUCCGCUUCGUGGUUCUUCAGUCCAAAAACCUGCAGGAUUCAGGAGUGAAGCAACUUUCUGCUGGACUGGAGAGUCCACACUGUGAACUGGAAACUCUCAGCCUGUCAGGAUGUCUGAUCACAGAGGAAGGCUGUGCUUCUCUGGCCUCAGCUCUGCGGGCCAACCCCUCCCAUCUGAGAGAGCUGGACCUGAGCUACAAUCAUCCAGGAGACUCAGGAGAGAGGAUCCUGUCUGCUGGACUGGAGGAUCCACACUGGAGACUGGACACUCUCAGGGAACUGGAACUGGAUCCAAACACAAUGCACAGAAACCUCACACUGUCUGAUAACAACAGGAAGGUGACACAUGUGUAUGAGUAUCAGUCAUAUCCUGAUCAUCCAGACAGAUUUGACUACUGGUCUCAGCUGCUGAGUAGAAAUGAUCUGACUGGUCGCUGUUACUGGGAGGUCAAGUGGAGAGGAUACGUUUCUAUAUCAGUGAGUUACAGAAGAAUCAGCAGGAAAGGAAAGAGUAAUGACUGUAGGUUUGGAGGGAACAAUCAGUCCUGGAGUCUGGAGUGCUCUGAUGGUCGUUACUCUGUCUGGCACAAUCACAGACCAACACCCAUCUCCUCCUCCUCCUCCUCCUCCUCCUCCUCCUCCUCCUCCUCCUCCUCUGUCUCUAACAGAGUAGCAGUGUAUGUGGACUGUCCUGCUGGCACUCUGUCCUUCUACAGAGUCUCCUCUGACACACUGAUCCACCUCCACACCUUCAACACCACAUUCACUCAACCUCUGUGUGCUGGGUUUGGGUUCUGGUCUGGUUCUGGUUCCUCAGUGUCUCUGUGUGGUUUGUAGGAAGGAGAGUCUCCUCCUGUCAGAGAAAGGUUCUCAUGUUAUUUAGUACCAACCUGAUCUCUCACUGGUUGUAAAUAGAGUUUGUAAAGCCAACAUGGUUUCCACAUGACUGACAGUUAGUUAGUCAGUCACAUAUAUCCACAUUUAAAAAGCUGUAAAACAGAAGCUGAUUUUCUCAGAGCAGAUAUCUCAGUCUGUUAGAGGACUGUUUGGAGGUUGGGAGGUGGUGGCUUUGAUCCUUAUGAGUCUCAGUCAAUGUUCAAGUCCAACACCCAAAGUGAAACUCAGAAGCUCUCAGAGAGAAAACCACCAGCGGCUCAAAGUUUACUGAAACGUCAAGUUGUGAGCGAGCUUUUUAAACAUGUUGGAAGAGUUUAGCCACUAACUAUAACACACAUAAUGACAGGAAGUAUCUGCUG